AUGUAUUUAUUACUACAACUGCAAUUACGCCACUUUCGACGCAAAUCUUUGGCAUCCCGACCAGUCAGACAGAGUCACACUGAGCAAGCCCAAUCCCCAGAUUCUUCAUACAUCUCGCAUAUCUCGCCAUCGCCGAGGGGCUCCAGUUUCUGCAACCUCGCCCUUGCUCUAUCUGGCCUCGGAACUUGUUGGCAUUAUCGAGUUCACGGCGCUAUCCUCAACUUGCAAACUCUACAGUGCCCCUCAUUCACUCCGAGAUCGGAAUGGCUGCACAAAAUUUACAGAACGGCGCUCAGCCGAAGUACGGUCAAAAGAACCCAAACGCAGCCUGAGAACCCGUUUGCUGCCUUGAUUCCGGAGCAGCAAUUCGCUGUCAUCCCCAAGUUCACCCUUGAAUCCGGUGUUACUCUUUACAACGUGCCUGUGGCAUACACCACAAGAGGCAAGCUCUCGCCCAACGGCGACAAUGCCAUGGUCAUAUGCCAUGCCUUGACUGGCAGCGCUGAUGUCGGUGACUGGUGGGGACCCCUUCUCGGAGGGCCCGGCAGAGCUUUCGACACAUCGCGGUUCUUCAUCGUCUGUAUGAACGCCUUGGGAAGUCCCUACGGCACUGCGAGUCCGGUUACUGCCAAGGACGGAGACCCGUCGAAGGGCAGAUACGGCCCCGAGUUUCCCUUGACCACAAUCCGCGACGAUGUCAACCUUCACAAGCUCCUCUUGGACGAUUUGGGCGUCAAGCAAGUUGCCGCAGUCAUCGGUGGGUCACUGGGCGGCAUGUUUGUGUUGGAAUGGGCGUAUUUUGGCAAGGAGUAUAUCCGAUGCGUCGUGCCCAUCGCAACAUCGAGCAGGCAUAGCGCAUGGGGGAUCAGCUGGGGCGAGGCUCAACGGCAGAGCAUCUACGCCGAUCCGAAGUACGACGACGGCUACUACUCUUUUAACGACCCCCCGUCGACUGGUCUCGGCGCCGCCCGCAUGUCUGCCCUCUUGACCUACCGCAGCCGCAACUCGUUUGAGUCGCGGUUCGGACGCAACAUCCCCGACCCUUCUAGACGGCAAACGAUCCGCGAGAGGCCCAGACCCAGCACGCCGUCGGAAGCGCACUUCCACAUCCACAACGACGGCCACAACGUCAAGCGCGGCAGCCUGUCGCGUCAGAACAGCCAGGGCAGCGCGUCGAGGACGCCGGUAGAGAGCACGACGGCCGAGGCGGUCACCGAGGCGCUCGACCCUCAAUUCCACGGCCCGCAGACCGAAAGCCUGACCGGGGGUGACAAGCUCCCGACGUCGACCUAUUUCUCGGCGCAGUCCUACCUGCGUUACCAGGGUCAGAAGUUCGUCAAGCGUUUCGACAGCAAUUGCUACAUCGCCAUGACAAGGAAGCUGGAUACCCACGACGUGUCCCGGGACCGUGCCGCGACCAUCGCUGAGGCCUUGGCGUUGAUCGAGCAGCCCACCCUGGUCCUGGGCAUCGAGAGCGACGGGCUCUUCACGUUUGCGGAGCAGGAAGAGAUUGCGGAGCACGUCAAGGACGCCAGGCUCGAGCGGAUCGACAGCCCCGAGGGCCACGACGCGUUCCUGCUCCAGUUCGAGCAGGUGAACCGCUAUGUCUUGGACUUUUUGAAGCAGACGCUGCCGGACAUCAUGGACAAGAAGGGCGAGGAGGUCGAAGAGGUCGGUAUCGGCCAGUUGACCAAGAGCAGCACCUUUGGAGAGGCCGAAGUGGAGGACAUCACCGCGUGGUAAGACGACCACGGCCACGACCACGACCACGACCACGGGGACAGGGCGCGGUGAAACCGGUUGGUCUCGGCGUAUGGCCGGGAGGGGUGGUUUUUGCGUGCUUGCUUGUUUUGUUUCAACAUGACUGGAGUCUUUUCAACAACUCAGCGAUACAGAUAUGGGAAAUAGACGGGGGGGAAUGGAAAUUGGAUCUUGCGGCACUGCUAUCCGAUGACGUGAAGCCUGGUUUCGGGGAGAGAUAUGUCCGGAAUGAGAGGCACAUGGUAAGAAAAUGCCGCACUACCGAACGAAUGCUCCGUGGAUCAGCUCAUUUCGGCGACGGAAGACGGGAGAUGACGGUGUCGGUCGUCGGUCAGCGGACUAGCCAUUGGCGAGCGGUUUUUCUUGCCAUCUUCUAUGCCCAAGCAUCGGGCUAUGCUUGAUCCCUCACAACCAGCAAAGCAGAUGCCGUCGCCGUCUGGAUGAACGGCAGACCUUGCUGCCAAUUGUGGCCAUGAACAAAGGCUAUUCUCGGCCGUUGCUCGGUCCUCAAUGGGGCAAUCUGACCCUUCGAUCUGGGCUUCCACUCGGCGUACAUCGUACGAAACCGAUACGACUAUAUUACUUAAGUAAUCCUGUGUGAAGCAGUGGGGGAAAAUGACAGGGGGUCGCGUCUUCGGGGAGGCUCGCCGUAGAGAUCACGAACAACACUCCUUUUACAGUGAAAGGCCCAGGAACCCCAGCUCUCGAUUCUCGUCCGUCCAGAGCAGAGCAGUUGGCACAAGCGGGAGUGCGACAACGAACUAGGCGCAGGUUCGGACAGUCAAGAAAGACGGUGAUGAGCGCACGGGUAAAAA
Molecule: messenger RNA, 2576 nt
Organism: Colletotrichum destructivum
Lineage: Eukaryota; Fungi; Ascomycota; Sordariomycetes; Glomerellales; Glomerellaceae
Product: Putative alpha/beta hydrolase-1, homoserine/serine acetyltransferase MetX
Exons: 3
Coding region: 1-1743 (580 amino acids)
Biological process (GO): L-homoserine metabolic process
Molecular function (GO): homoserine O-acetyltransferase activity
Source: RefSeq, a predicted model, not a curated record